AUGGCUCCCAAGACGAAUGGAGUUGCCAAUGGCAAGGCAGCAAACAGAAAGCGAAAAGACUUGGAAGAAGAGGAGGAAGAGCAGUUGGGAGCGAGCCUAGAUAUGCCUGUGCCUAGCGAUUCGGAGGACGACCAUGACGGCGAGGAGUCUGACGGAGAGGCAGAUGAAUUUCCCGAGAUUGACCCUGCUAGUUCAAGUGAGGAUGAGGGAGAAAAUGAGUCAGAAUCGGAGGAAACAGACCACUCGGAAGACGAGGAGAGCAGCAGCGAUGCCGAGUCCGACGGUCCUAUACCCAUUGGCGGCAAAGUUAUUACCUCUGAAAUUACGGGUCAGCCAAAACGAGUCUAUAACCCCAUUGAACCAGACUAUGACUCGGACUCAUCCACCGAAGAGGAUCCAAACAGAAUAGGCAACGUCCCCGCGCAUUGGUAUGAUGACCUCCCACACAUUGGGUACACUAUCGACGGGAAGAAAGUCCUUCGUCCUGCUCGAGGCGACGAGCUUGACAAAUUCCUGUCGACCGUCGAGGAUCCUUCGUCAUGGACCAGUGCACUCGACAAGUCUACUAUGAAAGAUGUUCAGCUGUCCGCUCAGGAGCUCGAUAUCAUCAGGAGGCUACAAGAGGGCGAAAACCCCGACGCUGGAUACAAUCCGUACGAACCGACCGUUGAAUGGUUCACAGGCAAGGGUAAAGAGGAAAUUAUGCCUCUCAGUGCAAGGCCUGAACCCAAACGACGAUUCGUCCCCAGUAAAUGGGAGAAACAAAAAGUUAUGAAGAUCGUCCGUGCAAUCCGGGCUGGCCGAAUUAUACCCCGAAAACCGACCACCGCGGACUCUGCGCCCCGAUUCUACGAACUCUGGUCCACUCCUGCAGAUGCAGACCAUCAACCGCCCCUACCAGCUCCUAAACCAUCCCUUCCAACAACUGCAGAGUCGUACAAUCCACCCGAAGAGUACCUCCCCACCCCCGAAGAAACGAAAGAAUGGGAAGAAACAGAAAAACAAGACCGCGAACAAAACUUCUUGUCUAAAAAAUACUCGGCCUUGCGCUUGGUUCCUGCUUACCAGCAAUUUGCUCAAGAACGCUUCGAACGACUUUUGGACCUUUAUUUGGCCCCAAGAGUACAGCGUAAAAAGCUAAACAUCGAUCCUAACUCGCUUAUCCCCACGCUGCCGAGCCCCGCAAGCUUGCGGCCAUUCCCUACGCACGAAGCUUCGAGGUCUGAUGUAGCUAAUACACGAGUGCGGUGCGCGGCUGUGAGUCCGGACGGAGCGUGGAUUCUUACAGGCGAUGAGAGUGGGAUUGUGAGGCUAUGGGAGAUGCUCAUUGGGAGAGAAGCCGCCAAGUGGACGUUCGAAGGCAGAAUCGGGGCGGUGGCCUGGUCUCCUCGUACCGACGCGAGCUUCUUUGUCGUUGGAGUGGAGGAUACGAUACAUUAUCUCAUUCCGCCGUUUAUUUCGCCGGCUGUUCACAAAUUUACAUUGUCCUUGCUCAACCCAGCUAAUUUACCACCUCGUCCAGAGAGCUCAUCUCCCUCGCUUAAAUGGACGGUUCCAAACACCAAAACAGCAUCCCAAUAUGUGCUCAGUGUAUUAUUACCAGCCGGAUCAGGUCUCCCAAAACAAAUCGUCUUUCAUCGAAAGGGCGACUAUUUUGCUUCUGUCUCCGGGAACGAAAGUCAGGGUGCAGUCUGGAUACACCAGACGAGCAAACGCCACUCCCAGGCCCCGUUCCGUAAAGUCAAGGGCGCAGUUCAAUGCGUACUGUUUCAUCCCACAAAACCGCAUUUCUUUGUCGCCACCCAAAGAUAUGUUCGCCUGUACGACCUCGCUGCGCAAAAAUUGCUCAAGACGCUUAUGCCGGGUAUUCGUUGGAUAUCAAGCAUGGAUGUCCAUCCUUCCGGGGACCAUAUCGUCGUCGGGGGAUACGACCGCAAGCUUUGCUGGUUCGACCUCGAGCUGAGUUCCAAACCGUAUAAAGUCCUGCGAUACCACUCGCGUGCAAUCCGGUCCCUACGGUUUCACGCAACGCAGCCUCUGUUUGCGUCCGCUAGCGACGACGGCACGGUUCAAGUGUUCCAUGCGCGGGUGUACAAUGAUUUAAUGACGGAUCCAUUAAUCGUGCCGCUCAAAGUGUUGAGGGGACACCGUAUCGUCGACGGGCUGGGUGUCUUGGACAUUGCAUGGGGUCCGCAGUUGGCGUGGUUGGCGAGCGCCGGAGCGGACGGAAGCGUCCGGCUGUGGUGCAACUAA
Messenger RNA from Rhizoctonia solani, 2253 nucleotides. RefSeq names its product ribosome biogenesis protein ERB1. Gene Ontology annotation, biological process: maturation of LSU-rRNA from tricistronic rRNA transcript (SSU-rRNA, 5.8S rRNA, LSU-rRNA); ribosome biogenesis. Lineage: Eukaryota; Fungi; Basidiomycota; Agaricomycetes; Cantharellales; Ceratobasidiaceae. Gene Ontology annotation, cellular component: preribosome, large subunit precursor; PeBoW complex. Gene Ontology annotation, molecular function: protein binding; ribonucleoprotein complex binding. The record is from RefSeq and is a predicted model, not a curated record. The coding region runs from base 1 to 2253 and encodes 750 amino acids. The transcript has 6 exons.